This is a messenger RNA of Rattus rattus (black rat), 485 nucleotides long. RefSeq names its product EF-hand calcium binding domain 10 (gene Efcab10). Lineage: Eukaryota; Metazoa; Chordata; Mammalia; Rodentia; Muridae. Gene Ontology annotation, molecular function: calcium ion binding. The transcript has 4 exons. The record is from RefSeq and is a predicted model, not a curated record. Bases 46 to 444 code for a protein of 132 amino acids.
GCCUGGAGGCUGCCUGGUCGCCUAGCAACGGCUCAGCUAGGAAACAUGGACCCUGUGCUUGACCGGGAGCUUCAGGCCAAGCAGUAUUUAGAAAAACAUCGGAUCAUGGAGUUGCUGAGUCAGCUUACUAGCUUUCUUCUCUUUGCCCGACCAAAAAAACCCAGAGAUUAUCUGAUCUCUCUUUUGGAACGUCUGAAAGUCGCCAAGUUAACGGGUGUGCCGUUUCCCUACUUUAUGGACAACUCUAACAUCGUGUCCAUGUUUGAGAUGAUGGACAGCGCUGGCAAAGGCACCAUAUCAUUUGUGCAGUAUAAAGAAGCCCUAAAAAACCUGGGUCUGUACACUGAAGAUGAAGUUUUGGGUGACGAUGGACAUGCGAUCACUCUGGAUAAAUUCAGGGACGAAGUGAACAAGAGGAUGAAGGAAAUGUGGUCCGUAUUUUAGUGGCAUCGUAGCGCAAGAUAAUAAAUGGUUCUCCCAAGUUU